AUGUCAGAGGCAGAUAUUAUGCAAAUGAUGAACAUGCUAAAGUUCAGGAUUAGCACUUCACAGAUAUUUGGUCUUCUAGCUAGUCAAGCAGACGGGUAUGAAUUUAUUGAUUAUGGUCCCAGAGAUAUGUACAAUGAGUUUGCAAGGCAAAGGCGUCAAGUUUCUGGUAAUGCAGCUCGAGUGUUGAAGAAGUUGGAGGAUAUGCGGUUGAAGGAUCCACAAUUAUAUUUCAAGGCAUGUCAUGAUUCAAGAGGUUUGUUUCGUAACUUGUUCUGGUAUGAUGGAAAUAGCCAACUAGACUACCAAUGCUUUGGGGAUGUUAUUGCUUUUGAUGCCACGUACAAGAAGAAUAAGUAUAGUUGUCCAUUAGUCAUAUUCAGCAGGCUCAUGUUUGCAAUGAAGGGUAAGACCCCGGCCUCAAUAAUAAUUGAUGGGGCCAUGGCGAUUAGGAAUGCAGUAAGAGAUGUAUUUUUCGAAGUCAGACAUAGAUUAUGCGCUUGGCACCUUAUUCAAAAUGCGACUAGUAAUGUUGAAAAUCCAUCAUUUACAUCUAAAUUCAAGAAAAUCAUGUUAGGAGACUACGAGAUUCUCGUGUUUAAGCGGAAAUGGGUUCAGCUUAUUGAAGAAUUUGGCUUUGAGGAUAAGCUGUGGGUGAACAACAUGUAUAAAGAGAAGCAUAUGUGUGCUACUGCAUAUAUAAGAGAGCAUUUUCAAAGGUGUAUUGCACACUUGCGCUUUAAAAAAUUUAAUGCUGAUUAUGAAUCUACACGUGGGGUGCCCGUCAUGCAGACUUAUAUAGAGUUUCUAGAGAGAUUAGCUACUGAGAGACAUUGUGAGAUUUCCCGGUCAUUAGUGUUGGAUAGAUGGACAAAGAAGGUGAAAUCAGCACUCAAUGAUGCAAGUGGGUUCACCAGGGAUGCUGUUGUUAUUAGUCAUCAAAGUGCCUUAAUGGAGUUUUCUAAACAAUUAGCCAUUGUUGCAGCUAAAAUCCCAGAAAGAUUUGAAGAGACACGUGACAUUAUUAUGGGAUUGUAUUCAUCUUACAAGGCAGCAGACGAAGGCAGUAAGCAACCUCAGUCAGGUGUAGCUAAAAGUAGCAAUCCGUAUGUGUAUCAAACCAAUUCUAAAUCGUUGAGUCGUGAUGUGAUGAUGGCAGAGACCUUCAAGUAUACUCACACCUUGAAGGAGAACAUUGAGAGAUUUGCUGAUCAGCGGGCUACAGAUCAUUAUGUGAGUAAACAUCAUGAGUAUAAAGUUUUCAAUUAA
Molecule: messenger RNA, 1266 nt
Organism: Arachis ipaensis
Lineage: Eukaryota; Viridiplantae; Streptophyta; Magnoliopsida; Fabales; Fabaceae
Product: protein FAR1-RELATED SEQUENCE 5-like
Source: RefSeq, a predicted model, not a curated record